Molecule: messenger RNA, 2310 nt
Organism: Plasmodium relictum
Lineage: Eukaryota; Apicomplexa; Aconoidasida; Haemosporida; Plasmodiidae
Product: Dynein intermediate chain 2, ciliary, putative
Exons: 8
Coding region: 1-2310 (769 amino acids)
Biological process (GO): cilium movement; outer dynein arm assembly
Cellular component (GO): outer dynein arm
Molecular function (GO): dynein heavy chain binding; dynein light chain binding
Source: RefSeq, a predicted model, not a curated record
AUGAAAUUAAAUUUAUUAGAAAAAAAAAAAAAAAAAAAAGUAAAAGGAUUAAAUGAAAUAAAAGGAACAGAAACAGAAACCAUAGAAAACGAAAAAAUAAAUGUUUCAAACCAAAAUAAUAAAAAUGAAAUACUUACAAGAUUCUUAUCUCCAAAAAAUCCAAGAGCUUUUAAAAACUUGAUUGAGUUUUCGUUUUCUAAUGAAGAGUUUAUACCAGUUGAUCACAUCGAUCACACCGUUUUUCAUUUAGAUUUGAAAUCAUGUUUAGUACUCAAAGAUAGCAACGAAGGAAAAAGACAGAUAGACCUAAUAAAAAAAAAAAUUGAAAAAGCAAAUUCCUUUAUAACUUUAAAAGACAAUGAUCACAUAUAUUAUAAACCUAAAAAUUGUUUUGAUUACAAUGAUAGGCAUGUCCAAACAAUACCAAUAUCAUUUAAAGAUGAAUCUACUAAGACAGAACCACAAGAAAUAAAUGAAAUAUGUGAUACUGUUUGUCAAUCCAUAAUAUAUGAUGCGUACUUACUUGAAUUUCAAAAGAUGUCAAAUGAGGAUGAUAAAAAUGAAAAAGAAAAAUAUAAUAAUAAUAAAAAAGAUAAUGAUGAAAAAAAUAAGAAACAUAGUUCAGAUUUUGAAUCUAGUAGCUAUUCAGAUGAUAAUAAAAUUGCUACAGUUUUAUUUUCUUCUGUUCCCUCUAGUGAUAAACAUUCAGAUAUAAUAAGUGAUGAAGAUGAUUAUAAUCAUAAAAUAAAUACUGAUGAAGAAGAUGAAGAUGAAUAUGAAUAUAAAGACAAUGAAGAAGAUGAAGAAGAAAAAGACAAAGAAGAAAAUAACAAUAGAAAAGAAAAAAAAGAAGAAAAUAAUGAUAGGGGGGAAGUAAAAGAAGAAAUAAAAGAAAAAGAACAAGAAAAAGAGUCAAUAAAAGAAAAAGGUGGAAGUUAUUUUUUUGAAAAAAAAAAGAAAAAGAAAAAAAAAGAAUCGUAUAGUGGGAAACACGAAUUAUAUUUUAUAAAUUACAAAGAUAUAAAAGAAGAAAAGCAUAAACAACUAAAUUUUAUUUAUCAGGAUAAUAAAAUAAAAAAAAGUGACACUAAAAUUAUAUGUAAAAAAAACUUUUUAAAAACAUUAAAAUUAAUGGAUAGAAUAUAUAAUAAAAAUAACGAAGAAGAAAUAUAUUUGUCUUAUAAAAAUAAAAAUAAUAAAAAUAUCUUAACAAAAUUAUGGGUAUUUUCUUUAAAUGCUUAUCAAUUAGUUGUUACUGAUAUUAAGUUUCAUCCUUUUUAUGAAGAUCUAUUUGCAAUUUCUUUUAAAAACAAUGAUUCAAAAAUAAACAUGGGAAUAUUAUGUUGUUUUACUUUUAAAAAUACUAAAAGUCCUGAACAUUUUUUGAAAACAAAUUUCCAUAUUCAUUCAAUUGAAUGGUCAUCAGUUAAUUAUUCAAUAAUAAUUAUUGGUUUAUCUAAUGGUAACAUAUGUAUUUAUGAUUUAAAAAAAAAAAAAAAAGACAGAUUAAUUUUUGAAAGUAAUUUAAGAGAAUUAUAUAACAGAGACAUUAUUUCAAAAAUUAUAUUUCAUCAAAAUACCAAAACAUUUUACUCCGUUUCUUAUGAUGGUAAUAUUUUCCAAUGGAAAUAUAAUAAUAAAUUUACGGUAGGAGAAAAACUAUUAACAUUAGAAAAAGAAAUGGAUGAUUCAAAUGGGUGCUUAAAUAUUAUGCAUACUCAAUCUAUAACAUGUAUUGACUUUAAUCCUUUUCAAAUGAACUUAUUUUUGAUUGGAACAAAUAAAGGAAAAAUAUAUUUAUAUUCUAGUACAUAUUCUGAUCAUUACUUAAAUUCUUAUAAUGAACAUAGUAUGUCUAUUAAUUCUAUUUCUUACAACAAGUUUAAAAAAAAUAUUUUUAUUUCAUCAUCAUAUGAUUGGACAAUAAGAAUAUGGGAUCAAAAUAGAAAAAAAUCAUUAAUAAUUUUUGAUAUUAAAGAGUGUGUAUAUGAUGUUAGUUGGUCGCCUUUCUUAUCUACUUGUUUUUUUGUUAUUAGUGCAAAUAAUUGUGGAAAAAUUCAUAUUUAUGAUUUAAGUAUUGACAUAAAUAAUGCAAUAACUACUGAAAUUAUUACAAAAAAAAAGAAAUUAAGAAAAUUAUGUGCUAACAAAUUUAAUGAAGUUGUACUUAUAGGAGAAGAAAAUGGUUAUAUAUAUUCAUAUAAAAUAUCUUAUAGCUUUAAUCAAACAUAUAUGGAUUAUUUAAAAGGAAAGGUUGAUAAUACUUUUCAAGUACAAAUAAUGGAUUCAUUUUUAAGUAAAGUUAUAUAA